This is a messenger RNA of Megalopta genalis, 4653 nucleotides long. RefSeq names its product M13 family metallopeptidase neprilysin 3 (gene Nep3). Gene Ontology annotation, biological process: protein processing. Gene Ontology annotation, cellular component: plasma membrane. Lineage: Eukaryota; Metazoa; Arthropoda; Insecta; Hymenoptera; Halictidae. The record is from RefSeq and is a predicted model, not a curated record. Gene Ontology annotation, molecular function: metalloendopeptidase activity.
AACGAAAGGUCGGUGACGAAACGGAUAAACGGGCAGCUCGAUUGCAUACGCGUGCGCGUGCUUACGCGGCUCCUCGUGCAUGCACGCGUGCACAGAGACGACUUGCAGUUUCGACAAGAGCUUCGUCGCGUUCUUCUCGCGACCCGUCGGGCUCCCGUCGAACCGUGCUCGCGACUUCCAGUCGACCAUCCGUGGAUCCAGCACCUGGCUCGUUCUCGGAUCGACGAUUCGUCCGAUCGACUAGGCGCCGACGCGUUCGAAGACUCGCGUUCGCUCGCGGCGAAUCGUCGAAAAUUGUAAAUAGUGCGCGGGGACCGUCUCUCGUCGCGCCCGAGCGUUAUCGCGACGAUGUUUGCCGCGUACUCCGCGCUUCCGGUUGCAACGCGCUUCCGUUCCAGCGAACAAUAGCCAGCCCGCCGAGGGCCUGGCCGUCUUGUAUUCCAAGAGCGAUCGCUCCCAUCUGCUGCAGCCAGCCGACGCAACAUGAUGAUGUACAAGCAGGCGGAGUUCGAGGACGAGGACACCAGCAGCAUAGGGUCCAGUGCUCCCCACAGCGAAGGCAUCAGUACCUCGGCGACGCACAUUAGAUACCGCGCGGUACGUUUCCCGAUCAAGGGGACGUCGCUGUGGAGAGCGAGAAGCGCGCUCGAGCGGUGCCUCUUCAUCGUAUGCGCGGGUCUCUUGCUGAUGGUCGUGAUGAUGUCGAUCGUGAUCAGCAGCAAAGACGGAUGGGACGAGGCGCAGAUCCUCCACGUGACAUCCCACGGAGACGACGGGACCCACUGUUUGACGGAGCACUGCGUCAUCGUGGCGGCAUCCAUCAUAAACAGCAUAGACCGCACGGUGGACCCUUGCGAGGAUUUCUACGGGUACGCCUGCGGAGGAUGGAUGAAGAAGAACCCCAUACCGGACGGGAGCAGCAUGUGGGGGACCUUCGGGAAACUCGAGCAGGACAAUCAGCUGGUGGUCAAGAACGUUCUCGAAAAGUCGAUCGGCGAGAUGAGGUCCAAGGCGGAGAAGAAGGCCAAGAACUAUUUCCUAUCGUGCAUGGACGCGAACGACACUAUAGAGACCCUGGGCGCGAAGCCGAUGCUCGAUCUGCUGGACGCGAUCGGCAACUGGAACGUGUCCGGGAAAUUUAACGUGUCCACGUGGUCCCUGCAAACGAGCAUGCACAUCCUGCAGAACGUUUACAACAUGGACGGUCUGUUUACAUGGUCGGUGAACGAGGACGAUCGAAAUAGCUCCAGGCACAUUAUACAAAUCGAUCAGGGCGGGCUGACCUUGCCGACCGCCGACAACUACUUGAACGUCACCGAGCACGGCAAGGUGUUGACCGCUUAUCUCGAGUACAUGACCAAGAUCGGCGUGCUGCUGGGCGGAGAAGAGAAUUCGACGAGACGGCAGAUGCAGGAGGUGAUCGAUUUCGAGACGAGGCUGGCGGAGAUCAUGACGCCGCUGGAGGACCGCCGGGACGAGGAGAAGCUCUACAAUCCGAUGACGUUGAACCAGCUCCAGGAGAAAGCACCCUUCCUGUCCUGGAUCACCUACUUCCAAAACGCCACCCGACUGGUCAACAAGAAAAUCUACGGCAAGACGACGAUCGUGAACUUCGUGCCGGAGUAUUUCGUCAAGCUGUCGAAGCUCGUGGAGGAGUACACGAAGACGGACGAGAAGAAAAUAGUGCUGAACAACUAUCUGGUCUGGCAGACCGUGAGGUCGUUGACGGGCUACCUGUCGAAGCCGUUCCGCGACGCUUACAAGGGUCUCAGGAAGGCCUUGAUCGGUUCGGAAGGCCGAGAGGAGCAGUGGCGUUACUGCGUCAGCGAUACCAGCAACGCGAUGGGCUUCGCGAUCGGAGCCAUGUUCGUCCGAGAGGUUUUCCACGGGAAGAGCAAGCCUAUGGCGGAGGAGAUGAUCGACCAAGUGCGCAAAGCCUUCACCAAGAACUUGAAGAACCUCGACUGGAUGGACGCGGAGACCAGGCGGUCGGCGGAGGAGAAGGCGAACGCCAUCACCGACAUGAUAGGCUUCCCGAAUUUUAUUUUGAACCCGAACGAGCUCGACGACCGUUACAGAGACCUCGCGGUCAAGCAGAACGAGUACUUCCAGAACAACAUUCGGGUAAACAAGUACAACUUGAAGAAGAACCUGGACAAGCUGGACAGGCCCGUGAACAAGACUACGUGGAUCAUGAUACCGCCCGCGGUGAACGCUUACUACCGGCCUACCAAGAAUCAGAUAGUGUUCCCGGCCGGGAUUCUGCAGAGUCCGUUCUACGAUAUGGAGAACCCCAAGAGCUUAAACUUUGGCGGGAUGGGGGUAGUGAUGGGACACGAGCUGACGCACGCGUUCGACGAUCAAGGAAGGCAGUACGAUCUGAACGGGAACUUGAACGAGUGGUGGAACAACGCCACCAUAGACAGGUUCAAAAAUCGAACGGAGUGCUUCGUGGAGCAAUACAACGGCUUCGAGGUCCACGGCCGACACGUGAACGGACGGCAAACUUUGGGAGAGAACAUCGCGGACAACGGAGGCCUGAAAGCCGCGUACCACGCGUACAUCACCACGCCUAAAACUUACAAGGAUCAACUGCCCCUGCCCGGCCUGAACUUGACGCACCGUCAGCUCUUCUUCCUGAACUUUGCUCAGGUCUGGUGUUCCGCUGCCACGUCCGAGGCGAUAGCUCUACAAAUCGAGAAAGAUUCUCACUGUCCGCCAAAGUACAGAGUGAUCGGACCUCUGUCGAACCUGCCGGAAUUCGCCUCGGAGUUCAACUGUCCAAAAGGUUCGAAAAUGAAUCCGGUCCACAAGUGCGAGGUCUGGUAACAAGGUUUUUCACGAGAUUUCAAUCGCACGUCAGCGAUCGCUGGCCCUUACAAGCUGCUCCGUGUCCCGUCGACGACGAGGUCCGAAGUGGUUCGCGAGCCUUUAGAAUGGGCAACGGGCAGGCCCUAGGGCGAGAGAUUUCAGAGCGAGCCGAUGUCGAGAGCGGAGAGCGAAGAGCGAACAGCGAACAGCGAACAGCGAACAGCGAACAGCGAAGAACGAAGAGCGAACAGCGAACAGCGAAGAGCGAAGAGCGAAGAGCGGAGAAUCGAGAGUCGAGAGCCGAAGUUUUUCCAACGAACGCUAGAAGGGGGUUCGCAGUUUUCUAUGCCGAUCCAGGUCCAUGAUCUCACCGGUUCGAGUACGUCGAACGUCCCGAAACACGGUGCAGCAUUCUGUUUUGCGCGCGUGUCCUCGGCGGCCCUGGGACCGCCGUGCAUAUCGAUCCUCUUCUUACGUAUAAUUGUGUCGAACGUACUCCGGGACGCGACACUUUCCGGCUAAAUGUACGCGAGAUGCUCGCAGUGGUUCAUCGGGAUCAGCCGACUUCUUUCGCGGUGACCGACACGACCGCGGUUGCCCGAACACCGCGUUCCGAACACGGACGCGGCUCUCGCGAGCGACAAAGGGCCUUUUUCACUUUUAUACUUGGAACCAGUAUUAUCCGAUUGUCAAUCGAUUCGAGUAUACGUUUACAAACACGAAAAGCCAGUUAAAAUUCACCGCGAACGUUCACGGGCGAGACAACAGGUGUACCAUUUUACUCUACGAGUCUACAUAGAGCAACGAGAAAAGAGGGGACGGUCGAUUUACUUUGCUUUCGCUCGCGAUCGAAAAGAUUCGAUACGAUCUCGAUGAGCCACGACGAUCGGGACCGCGGCGCUGUAAUUUCUGCAGGCAGGAUCUAGCGUUAAGCUUAAGAAAUUUAAUUUUUUAAACAGGCUACGGACUACUAGUUAGAGAAGAAUUAGAACGUUAAUAUUUAGGGGGGCGCGAUACUGCGCGGACAUGCUGCGAAUACGCGUCGAGACGAAGUAUUUUUCAAUGUGCUUAAGUGUGUGUGUAUAUUGUUUCGCGUAUCGCUGUCGCGCGAGCUCGUCGAUCUGCCAAAUCGAACGUCUUUCCAAUCGAUUCGCGUCGAGGAUCGCGGGCAACGCGCGCAGAUGCUAUCUAAAUUACAUGUUGUCUAAUUUAAGGGAUUAUUUGUACAAAAGGACGAUGCCGACAGCAGAUCAACCCAUCUUUUAAUCAAACUACUGUAAAAAAAAAAGACAAAAAGAGAGGCGGUGUGUGCGAGCGUGUGCGAGCGUGUGCGUGCGAGAGAGAGAGAGAGAGAGAGAGAGAGGCAGAGAGCGCGUGCGAGAAGCGAAUCGGAGCGAUAUCGCAGGUCUUUCGAAACGAGUACACUGUAAUCGAUACGUCUGUUAACCAUGUGCCGUGAAUCUUUAUUUUUCAUUGUUUCAGAAUAUCGUUGAGUAUAGUCGAUAGAGGCCGAGCCGAAUAUCGCUGACGUUCUAUAUUCUACGUAUACUUUUGAGCGCGCGAGAUGCUUCGAGCGGUUCCUUUUUAUACUGGUUUGCUGUGAGAUAACGAACUAACGGAGAGCCUUUUUUCCUUGUGCGCUACGUCGAUUAGCUACACCGCCAGCGAACCGCGCAGCGGCGCGAUCGAUCGCGCGAGAUCGAUCAUCGAUCAAUUUUGUGCGAGUAGUUCUUAGAGCGCGACGAGAUUCUUCCGAGUCGCGCCAUCCAAUGCUAUACAUUAUUCGAGAUAUUUACCAAUGACGCACGUGUAAAUCAAAUAAAGAAGAAAUUCAAUAACGAG